This is a messenger RNA of Eruca vesicaria subsp. sativa (arugula), 1080 nucleotides long. The record is from the annotation of a GenBank genome assembly. Lineage: Eukaryota; Viridiplantae; Streptophyta; Magnoliopsida; Brassicales; Brassicaceae.
AUGGCUAUUCGAAAGGAGGAAGAAGGUAGAGAAGAGCAUAGCACUUCUUUUCUUCUUGAUGCUCUCUACUGCGAGGAAGAGAAAUGGGAAGAUGAAGAAGAAGAAGUAGUUGAAGACAACUCUUCCUAUUCUUCUUCUUCUCCAUUCGUUCUUCUGGAGCAAGAUUUGUUCUGGCAAGACGAAGAUCUGGUCACUCUCUUCUCCAAAGAAGAAGAACAAGAACUCAGCUGUCUGGACGAUGUUUAUCUCGCCACGGAUCGUAAAGAAGCAGUGGGUUGGAUUCUGAGAGUCAACUCUCAUUAUGGGUUCUCUACUUUAGCAGCUGUUUUAGCCAUAACUUAUCUCGACAAGUUCAUAUGUAGCUACAGCUUACAGAGAGACAAACCAUGGAUGCUUCAGCUCGUUUCUGUUGCUUGUCUCUCUCUAGCUGCUAAAGUCGAAGAAACCCAUGUCCCUCUUCUUCUAGACUUCCAAGUGGAGGAGACAAAGUAUGUGUUUGAGGCAAAAACCAUACAGAGAAUGGAGUUGCUGAUUCUGUCCACUCUCCAAUGGAAGAUGCAUCUCGUCACUCCACUUUCGUUUCUUGACCACAUCAUCAGGAGAUUGGGGCUUAAGAACAAUGCUCACUGGGAUUUCCUCAACAUAUGCCACCAUCUCCUCCUCUCUGUAAUCUCAGACUCAAGAUUUGUCGGCUACCGCCCAUCAAUUGUUGCCGCAGCCACCAUGAUGCGAGUCAUAGACCAAGUUGAGCCCUUUGACCCUCUUUCACGCCAAACCAAUCUCCUCAACGCCCUUAACAUAACCAAGGAAAAGGUUGAAUCUUGCUACAAUCUCAUCCUCCAGGAUCGUAUCGAUUUACAGAUCGAAACCCAUUCUUCCAAGAAAAGAAAGAAUCUCGAAUCACCAUCGUCGAGCUCCCCAAGCUGCGUCAUCGAUUCAAACCCUUUCAACAGCGACGAAAGCUCAAACGAUUCGUGGUCACUGUCUCCGUCGCCGGAGCUGAAUCAACCUCCGGUGAAGAAGACGAAGAAGGAGAAACCGAUUUUGCAUCUGCCAUGGGCAAUUGUAGCCUCUCCGUGA